CAGACAGCGAACAGCGAAGAGAGCUAGAAAACAACUUUCAAUCAAUACUGGACAAAUACUCAGGAAUCGGAAAACAGACGUGACUUUGUUCGGGGACUGAUUAUUUGAAUCUGAUUACAGAAAGACUCUGACUUUUCCUCUUCUAGACAUAGUAAGCCCGUUCUUCUCUUGAGCUCUGCAUAAAUCUUUACUCUGCGCGAUUUAAAAAAUGUUCUCCUCUAAACGCAUCGAGCCUUUAAACAAAGGCUCAAGAUAUUCAACCUUAGCACACACAUUCAUUAAUGACACAUUCAUAAUUAUAGAGCGUGUAGUCAAGAAGAUGUGCCGUGCGUAAAAGCGGUGGCACCAUUCCCAGCUUGACGCACAACAUGCCGGAUGACUUGUGAGUGGUUCCAAAGUCAGAUCAAAAGAGACGUUAACAGUCAGAUCUAUUUAAAAAAAAGAAGAAGAAGCAAAGAUAGAGCUGACAAAUACAGCACAUCAUCAUCUGUGACUCAACUGCUUACAGUCUAAUUCCUCAUACGACUACACUACUGUGAAGCUACGUGUAUGAUAUGGUCGGAUGUGGAAUGGAAGCACACCUGCCUCACUGGAGUUCGCUCAGGGCGCACGGUGCGCACACAAAGCUAUAGAAUUAUCGGAGGAGUUUAAUGUAGUGAUUAUUGGUCUUUCUUGUGCACGGACUGUUGAUUGAGACAAACUGGAUUGUUCCUUUUUUAUAGUUCAAAAUCACCUUUUCAUCGCUUUACUUCACAUUUUAAAGGGUGGGGGCUGCUCCGACUUCUGUCUCGAAAGUAUGGGAAAAGAAGAAGGAGGAAAGAGUUUCUUCUAAAUCACUGGAAUCAAGCCACCAUAUGGACUGUGAACAAUGGAGCAACAAGACCAAAACCUCUGGUAUCCCUUUUCAUCCGAGCUCAACUCCUCUACAUCCUCACCUAUCCUCUUCUCUUAUCCUCGCCUUUUCAACAUCUCCUCCAACAUUUCCACUCAGAGUGUCCCCUUUCAGGGCAGCAGCACUCUGAUGACCGCAGUCAUAUCCCUCACAGUCUUCGUGGUGGGUCUGACCGGCAACACUUUGGCGAUCUAUGUGGUGCUGCGCUAUGCCAAAAUGAAAACAGUCACCAAUAUCUACAUCCUGAACCUGGCUGUGGCUGAUGAGCUGUACAUCGUCGGGCUCCCCUUUCUUACCACACAGAAUGUACUCUCCUAUUGGCCCUUUGGCUCUUUCCUGUGCCGCGUGGUCAUGACUGCAGACUCCAUGAACCAGUUUACGUCUAUCUUCUGUCUCACAGUAAUGUCCAUCGACCGUUACCUGGCUGUGGUUCAUCCAAUCCGCAGCACCAAGUGGAGACACCCCCGCAUAGCGAAGGUAGUGAGCGCAGCUGUGUGGGCCGUUUCCUUUGUGGUGGUCCUGCCAGUGGUCAUCUUCUCUGAUGUGCAGGAUACAUUUAACUCCUGCAACAUGAUCUGGCCAGAGCCGAAGGAUGUGUGGUCAACAGCCUUCAUUCUCUACACUGCCACAGUGGGUUUCUUUGGACCACUGCUCAUCAUUUGCCUCUGUUACCUUCUUAUUGUCAUCAAGGUGAAGUCCUCUGGAGCACGGGUUGGUUUCUCUAAGCGCCGACGCUCAGAGCGCAAAGUGACCCGAAUGGUGGUGGUGAUUGUGGUGGUGUUUGUGCUCUGCUGGCUGCCGUUCUUCAUCAUCAAUAUGGUCAAUCUGGUGGUCAUCAUCCCGGAGUCCAGUGCCACUGCUGGCAUCUACUUCUUUGCUGUCAUCUUGUCUUAUGCCAACUCAUGUGCCAAUCCGUUUCUCUAUGGUUUCCUAUCAGACAACUUUAAACAGAGCUUCAGGAAAGUGCUGUGUGUGAGGACCAUGAGGUGCGUUGCCAAUGGUGUAGAUGAUGGUGACCCCAGUGCCCCGCGCACUGAGAAAACCACAGCACAAGACUGCAUCCUGCUGUCCCCGCGUAACCAGGUCUAUCACGAUCCCCAGAGCAGCCAGAUCUCACCUCACCCGCCGGGCUCACCAAUGACUCACACUGCAGCAGACCUGCACCGCUCCACCCCUGCAUGUAAGUUUCAGUCCACUUACCCAGGAACCGGACCGGCCACUACGACAGCAGCCUCGAUGCUAAACUCUGUUGUAACUGCAGCUGAACCUCCCACAGUCACUCCCCUGACCACUAGCUCCUCCUCUGGAUAAUUAGGGCCACAUGAACAGUAGCAGAGAAACUCACAGAUGAACUGAGAAAGAAAAACAUAUUUUAAGACUACAGAGGAGGAAGUUGGAUUAAGUGAUCAAAGUGGCAAAAUCAAUGCUUUUCUGCCUUUUUGUCAACUAUUUUAUUACUACCACACACACUCAUUCUACAUCCAUUAUAGCACAUUGGUGGAAAAAAAAAAUCACAACAUUUUUGUUUAUCAAGACCAAUUUUGUUCAUUUCAGCAGCCUGACAUAAGUGCCUUUCCAGCUAUAAUCAACACAGCUCCUAAAAUAAACAUUUACACCUUACUCCUUUCAUUUUAUGUUGGUCAUGUAACACUGAAGAAUGUAUUUACCUAUCAGAACCAAAAAGCCUCUUAGGACUUAUUUCAUUCGGUGGAUGUAAUUUCCUGCAGGUAGCAAAUAUGAGGGGUUUAUUUGGGCAUUAUAGGGUCCUCUCUACAACAGCUUUAAUCAAACAGCGCAGUAAUUCAUCAUAUUUUCUCAUUUCCAACUGCUGCUUAUUUCUGCUUUCUUACUUAAGUGGAUAAAUUGUGAUGAUUGAAUCCGACAUCUGUAUUUGCUUUGCGUAAAAGUCUUUUGUGAUCUCAUUUGCGUAUUGAUAAGUUUAAAAGAAAAGGGAAACAAAACGAAAAAUGGCUUGCUUGUCUUUUCUCAAAGUAAAUGUGAUGCUUUGGCAGCUCUAUGCUUCUCUGUAAACAUGUAGCCCCCCUUAAAGCUAAAACGCCUGACAUUUUUCGAUAUAUGCUUCUUGCAUUUGUUUUUGUGUUCAUGUGAUGUGUGUGCACAGUAAAGAUAAACUUUAUUUGAUGAACUGGCGAUACAAGGUGUUUUGCAAAAAUUACCAAAAAGAAAAAUAAAAAAUACUCAAGAGAAAAAGACAAAAAUAGCAAUAUUAUUCACAAGAAAGGGACACAUUUAAACAUUAAAAAAGACCUUUCAACACAUUAUGCAAAUGUCAGUCUGUACAAGUGGGUUUUUAAAAGCUUCUGGAUUUGACACAGCUGAUCUGAUAGUAAGGAGAAGGUAUAAAAGUCUGUUCCACAUUUGUUUUAAGCCCUUUUAAUAGGAACUGAUUCUCUGAAGUCAGGAAUCUGGGCACAGAAUAAUAGGUUAGCAUGUAAACAGAGCCAUUCCAUGUAACAGUCUGGUUAUUUGUGCCUGUUUUACUUUGCUCUACCCAGUGUAUGUAUUUAUUUUUGUCUUUGCAAGAGUUGCGAUGUAGCAGCAUAUGUUGUUACCAGCGCUAUUGGGUGUAAAAUAAAUGCUAGAGUAAAUCAGAUGAGACAGGAGACACUGUGCCUUUGGCCUUUGCAAUUGCACCACCUACAUUUCAUUCUAAAACAUCUAGAUCAUCUUAGGUACAAUUUAAAACAUCUUAGGUACAAUUUAAAUGCUUAAAGCAAACUUUAAAGAACAAGUUUGAGCACAGCUUCUCCUUUAGUGGUAGUAUGUCUAAAGUAUUGAUGUAUUAUUAUGUACGUAUUGUUUAUACAUUUUCUGGCUGCCAUGUCUAUAAAGCCAACAACCAGUGACUGAAAAUCAGUAUAUUGUUGAGAAUAUUCAUUAAUGCAAUUGAAUACUGUAAUACAAUAAAAUAACUCACAGUAAUGGGAUUAGUUUACACUAGUAGACAAUCUCGCUGAUGGAUUGUUCAUAUUAGUGGCACAAAGAGUGUGAGUGUAAUGGAGUGGAGGCAAUGAAUAAUGUAAACUAAUAGAAGCAAUGGAAUAACAAAAAAAAAACCCAAGGCUGAUUAAAAAGGCUUUUACAUGCAA
Molecule: messenger RNA, 4002 nt
Organism: Neolamprologus brichardi
Lineage: Eukaryota; Metazoa; Chordata; Actinopteri; Cichliformes; Cichlidae
Gene: sstr5
Product: somatostatin receptor 5
Biological process (GO): neuropeptide signaling pathway; regulation of insulin secretion; cellular response to glucocorticoid stimulus
Cellular component (GO): plasma membrane; neuron projection
Molecular function (GO): neuropeptide binding; somatostatin receptor activity
Source: RefSeq, a predicted model, not a curated record